This is a messenger RNA of Medicago truncatula (barrel medic), 1449 nucleotides long. Its product is annotated as endoglucanase 8. Lineage: Eukaryota; Viridiplantae; Streptophyta; Magnoliopsida; Fabales; Fabaceae. Gene Ontology annotation, biological process: carbohydrate metabolic process. The transcript is spliced from 7 exons. Bases 1 to 1449 code for a protein of 482 amino acids. Gene Ontology annotation, molecular function: hydrolase activity, hydrolyzing O-glycosyl compounds. The record is from RefSeq and is a predicted model, not a curated record.
AUGGUAGUAGUGUCCAAAUUAUCAUUGUUAUUAACAAUGAUGAUGAUGGUUACGAUAGUAAAAUCACUUUCACUAAUUAACUAUGGUGAUGCAUUAACAAAAAGCAUCUUAUUUUUUGAAGGUCAAAGGUCUGGCAAAUUGCCACCUUCUCAACGUAUGACAUGGAGAAAAGACUCUGCCCUUCAUGAUGGAUGUGAUAUUCUUAUGAACAUGGUUGGUGGUUACUAUGAUGCUGGUGACAAUGUAAAAUUCAAUUUCCCAAUGGCAUAUACAACCACCAUGCUGGCUUGGAGUGUGGUGGAAUUUGGAGAACUCAUGGGUCCGGAUUUGCAACAUGCAUUGGAAGCAAUUCGUUGGGGAACUGAUUAUUUCCUCAAAGCAACAAAAAGACCAAAUAUUGUUGUAGCACAAGUUGGCGAUCCCAUUAGUGACCAUGAUUGUUGGGAAAGACCAGAAGACAUGGACACUUCUAGGACAACCUAUUAUUUGUCCGCGACAAGACCUGGUUCGGAGGUUUCAGCCGAGAUUGCAGCCGCGCUUGCGGCGUCAUCCAUUGCUUUCAGAAACAUUAAUCGUGGAUAUUCUAGGAUUCUUCUUGCUAGGGCUAAACGGGUAUUUGACUUUGCAAAUUAUCACCGUGGGUCUUACAAUAAUGCCAUAGGUUCUGGAGCAUGCCCCUUCUAUUGUGACAUUAAUGGAUACAUAGACGAGUUGAUUUGGGGUGCAGCAUGGUUGUACAAAGCAAGUAAUAACCAAUAUUACAUGAACUUUGUAAAAUCAAAUAUAGAAUACAUACAAUCCAAUGAAUUUGGAUGGGAUUCCAAGCAUGCUGGCAUUAAUGUGCUUGUUUCUCAUUGGAUGAUGAACGAUGCAUCAAACCAGAGUCCUUUCAUUUCCAAUGCAGACAACCUUAUAUGCUCUUUGUUGCCCAAUUCACCAACCAAAUCAGUCACAUACUCCAAAGGUGGGCUUCUAUUCAAAGCUGGACCAAGUAACCUACAACAUGUAACAGCACUAUCUUUUCUGUUAGUUGUUUAUGGACACUACAUGGAAGCUAACAACAAAAUAGUAAAUUGUGGGAAUGUAGUUGCCAAACCAUGCGAUCUUAUUAAUCUUGCCAAAUCACAGGUGGAUUAUGUACUAGGGAACAAUCCACUUGAAAUGUCAUACAUGGUUGGGUAUGGACAAAAAUACCCUCAGAAGAUACAUCAUCGUGGUUCAACUUUACCAUCAUUGGAUGUACACCCAAAACAUAUGGGGUGUCGUGAUGGCGACAAAUAUUUUCAAUCAUCAACACCUAAUAUCAAUGUGCUAAUAGGUGCAAUUGUUGGAGGACCGGCAAAUGAUGAUUCUUUUCAAGACUCACGCUAUAAUGUUUCUCAAUCGGAGCCAACUACAUAUAUCAAUGCUCCUUUUGUUGGUGUUUUAGCUUACUUCAAAAAAUAUUAG